Molecule: messenger RNA, 3839 nt
Organism: Astrephomene gubernaculifera
Lineage: Eukaryota; Viridiplantae; Chlorophyta; Chlorophyceae; Chlamydomonadales; Astrephomenaceae
Source: the annotation of a GenBank genome assembly
AUUUCCGCAAUAACAUAUGCUCCUUAAGUGUAUAGGAUGCUUUCUGGCCGAUGUUACUCUCUACCCAGCUAAUUGGAAUUCCCUCUUGCCAACUUGCCCAUAGACAAGCCUUACGACGGCGAUGAUUUACUAUGAGAACAACUUAGACAAAUAUAAGUUAUAGCGAAUGGUUCAGCAGAGGGAUCCUUUGGUUGAGGCGGUGCUUCGACUUGGAAAAGCGACAGACUUUCGGCAGCCAGGAGAGGGCGGGGCAGCAGCAACCAGAGCUCAAGUUACGCGUCAUCUUCGUCCGCAAAAUAGAGAGGCUGUAAACACCCUAGUCUCCGUCUUCCAUGGUGCCGAGGAUGCGCAGCGAGUCCGGGCCGCUGCAGCGAGAGCACGAGAAACAGGCGCGAGGACACCUGCAGACAUCGCACGCUUUCACAGAAUUCAAGCAGCAACACGCCUCCUUGAAGCUCGAAAGGCGAGGUUGCGAGAGCAGGACCUGGCGCAAGACCAGCUUGCGUCGCAGAUAAAGUUGCAGCUGAGUACCUCGUUGGAGGAGCAGGCGAAACUGGCCCGCAUACAGCAGGAGCACCAGCAGCAAAAGGAGCGGGCCGCCUACUUGGUCCAGCUGGAUCGCGGGCGGCGGCUGCGGCCUACCCUGGAGGGCCUCACGCAGCACCAGCGGCAGCAAAUCCAGGCAGUGCGGUCUCGCAUGUCGGGCGAUGCAGACAUGUCAACCGACGCCGCUACCAUGGAGCGUCUGGGGCACCUGUGUGGGCAGGUGCAGCAGGAGCUGUGGAUGCAGCUCAACGCAGCCAGCAUGGCAGCAGCAUCAGCCGCAACCAUGCCCAGCGCGCUUAUGCUUACCAACGGCGGCGACAUGGGCUCCGACCCCUUUGGCAACGCCAUUUGUGAGCCGCUGGGCUGCCCCGGCGCCCACUCGCAAGCCGACCUGGAGCCGCAUCUGCACCUCCCCCGCGGCAGCCAGCUGCAGCGGCAGGUUGCGGGGCUGCUGCUGCUGCCGCCGCACCAGCUAGCGGCCGCGGUGUGCCAGCUGGCGAAGAUAUCGCGCAACGGCUUGUCGGUGCUGCUGGGCGGUUGGGACCUGCUGGCGGACGCGCGGCGGCGCUGCCAGGCGCUCGGAGCGGCGGUGGACCCGCUGUACGACAUCCGCAAGAUGCAGCAGGCGCAAGUAGACGGCGCGCUGGAGCUGCGGCGGCUUGAGUCGCAGGUCCGCGCCGCUAAGGCCUGGCUGCUGGAGCUAGCCAUGCAGCCCGCAGUCAAGCAGGCGCUCAGCAGGCCGCUGGUGCAGGCAAGGGUAGAGGUGGAGGGCCGCCGGGUGGCCCUGGCUGCUGCCCGCGCCUCACUGGAGGGGCUGCGGCGCGGUGCGGUGGCGCAAGGGGAGCUGGUGGAGGAGGUGGGGCGGCUGGAGGCGGCGGCAUUCGAGCUGGAGCACGAGGAGCGGCGACUGGAGGGCCUUGUGAGCUUGUUGUCGAACGCUCUGGGCCGGGUGCUCACAGAGUGGCAGCAGCAAUACACCAUAAACCAGGAAUUCGUGCAGCGCAUGUUGCCCAAGUCCUACGGCGAGCUCAUCGAGCUAGCUGGUCGCAGCACCGACCGCCUCUCCCGCUGCGUGGCGGAGCUCAUGCGCGUCCCGGCUGAGCUGCUACCCGUGCUGGCGGAGCAGCGGCGCAUGCAGCGGCUGGAGGGCACCGGGGCGGCGGGCGGAGGAGGAAGCGGUACGGGAGAUGGGAGCGGCAGCACUCUGGGCGCACGAGGCAGUGGCCUUAUGUACGGUCUGCAAUCCCCCACGUCGUUGCCGCUCGUCGAGCGGUUGCGGCUCGCGCUGCCGUACGUGGGCCCCCAACGGUCAGCCGCCAUGCUGCGCGCCUCCGCCGCCAGCGGCGCCAGCGCCUACCUCGGCGUGGCGUCGACCCAUGGGUCACUGCUCCUCCGAAGCUCAGCUGCCAGCACAUCCAGUAGCCAGGGCGCUGGCGCCGUUAGCAGCAGCCUGGGCGACGGCAGUAGCAGCGGUCUGCUCGGCCUGAACAUGAGCAUGGGCAGCGGCGGCGUCAGCAGCAGCAGCUGCGGCCUCGGGGCCUGGCCUCACCUCUCUAGCGUUACCUCUGGCUCUGUCACCCUGAGCACAGUGGCAGGGUCCUGGUCUUCGUCAGGACCGGGACAGUCCUUGGGAGCAGGGGCUCCUGGGUCUGCUGGCCCGCUUGGUGGGGGUUCUGGAGGCAGCGGCUCAUGGCUAUUGUCAGGGAGCGCGGGGAUGGGAGCCAUGUCGGCACCGGCGGUGGCGUGGGCCCCGGGUCCGGCUGCCUUGGGGCUACCGACGCUUUGCUACUGGGUUGCAGCAGCGGCGGCUUUGGACCCACUGUCGCCGCUGCGAUGCCCGGCGGCGCUGCUGUGGGAGCUGCAUGAGCGCUUCCGCAGCCAUGAGCAGGCCGCUAGGUGGUUGGCAGCGGCGGAGGCCCAACUAAGGACUCGCCAACGCGAGCUAGCAGCGCUGCGUCCCGCCAACGCCGCCCUACGGGAGCGGCUGGAGGCCAAGCGGCAGGCCGACACCACGGAGCGGCUGGCCAAGCUGGCCCGAUCGCGACGGGAGAUGCUGAAGUCCGUGGAGGUCUGCGAGCCGCGUGUACGGAGAGCCAUGCGGGAGAUGGAGGAGCUCGGAGCGGUGCGACUGGUGCCCUGGCGCAGAGUAAACGGUCUGACCGCUGCGGAGAUCCUGGAGGAGAUCCGGUCCAUCUUCGCGCGCAUCAACCAACUGCAGCAGCAACCACUGCAACACCAGCAGAAGCAGCACGACAGGGGCUUUGGCGGCCUGAUGCCGCCGCCUGCAUGGCCGGGGUUCUGAGCAAAGGCAGGGGGAGGCGGAGAGAGGGAGGCACGCAGAAGGUUUCUGGCGGGCCCACGCCUCAUGCGUCAUGCGGGUUCCUGGGCUCCGGCUGUGGCGUUGACCUUGGUGAUGAUGACCACAUGCGAGGCCUUGGCAAGUUGGCAAGGAGACAUUGCAUGGGCUGUACCGUGGGGUUGCAUUCGUGAACCAGUAACGUGGGCUGAAUCUUCCUGGGCUGAAUGGACGAUGUACGUUUUGGAGGGUAGGCGUGCUGUACGUUCCCCGAACGUACGUACCCCGAACAGACUUGCAAGGGAAGGGCGGUGCCGUGGUACGGCACUGUGUAGGGGCAUGCACACGAAAAGUACCGGUAUGGGGGCUCCUGAGCGUGUGACAGCAUCAAGCUUUGUGUGCUACCAGUCGUGUUACCGGUUACUAGGGGCUGUGAUUGAUGGUGCCGAAUAGGAACUCGGGCCGUUUGGGUUAAGUGUACUUUUGACUUGUGUAAGCAUGUUAGGACGAUCAGUGCGAUCAGUGUCGUGAUUAGGACUGCGCGUUCUGUCAGAUCUGUUAUGACGCUAUGGGCGGAGACUAUACUCGCUUUCGCUGGCAGGUUGUGACUUUGGCUGCUGUGGCGUGCACCUGUACGUGCUGUUGUUAUGCAUGUCUACAAGCCAACGUUAUGAGGUGGAUGAAGGGGGCCGGGCAGGGCUGGUUUGGGGCUAUGCUGGAGGACUCGAGUACGGAGGGGAUUGCCAUCCUUAUUAAUCCAUGCUUGAAUGAGACCAUGAACGGGGUUGACCCGCAUAACGUGCAUGAUACGAGAGGGUUAAUGGGACACAGCGCGCCGGCAUCCGCUUCCCUUGGGCCGGAAUUCCGUACGGAAAUCACGACAUGAGACUACCGUACGAUACAUACCAUACCUCCUGUAACACUCCCCUGUGCCGAUCCAGGAGCCGCAUUGGAUAACGGGCCCCACAGCGCUGGUGAGUAAUACCAAAACACAGGA